AAUUGAGCAGGUCAGCUCCAAACAGGAAGUGUAACUGAAUCCCACCCACUGUGUGAACUGGGAGGUGUCCUUAUGCAACAUGUCCAGACUGCUCCACUUCUGCAGAGUCACUGCCAAGAGACAACAGAGCAGGAACACUGUGUUAAUCUGUAGAAAUGGCUGCACUCAUUGAAAACGAGGUAUUCAAGGCUUUCGCCACCUAUGCUGCUAUUGUCACAUUCAAGAUGAUGCUAAUGGGUCCAGUGACUGUGUACUUCCGCCUCACCAGAGGGUCCUUCUCUAACGAAGAAGAUGUUGCCAGAAAGUCUGAUGACGAAAAGAAGAAGUUGCUGAAGAGUCAUCCAGAUGUGGAGCGAGCUCAAAGGUGUCACCACAACGACCUGGAGAACAUCAUUCCAUUCUUCUUCAUCGGUCUGCUUUACGCCCUGUCUGGACCCGACCUCUCCUCCGCUUUGAUUCACUUCCGUGUAUUCACAGCCUCUCGGAUCUUCCACAGUUUUGCCUACAUCCUGGCCUUUCCCCAGCCCAGCAGAGGGCUUUCCUACAUGCUAGGAAUGUUGACCACAUUGUCCAUGGCUUACAACCUGCUCAGUAAAGUUUUCGUCCCGUAGGAAGCAUAACACCCCUCACCUUCCUGCGUGAGAGUUCUGUGAUUUUUUUGAUUUUUUUUUGCACCUGACAGACCCUUUAAAUAUUGGGGUUUUGCAUGAGAAAGAGCAAAUAAAGUUUUGCAUUG
Messenger RNA from Xiphophorus couchianus (Monterrey platyfish), 736 nucleotides. RefSeq names its product microsomal glutathione S-transferase 1.2 (gene mgst1.2). The transcript is spliced from 4 exons. The record is from RefSeq and is a predicted model, not a curated record. Gene Ontology annotation, cellular component: mitochondrion; membrane. Gene Ontology annotation, molecular function: glutathione transferase activity. Bases 156 to 611 code for a protein of 151 amino acids. NCBI's taxonomy places the organism in Eukaryota, Metazoa, Chordata, Actinopteri, Cyprinodontiformes, Poeciliidae.